Protopolystoma xenopodis is the source of this 813-nucleotide messenger RNA. The record is from the annotation of a GenBank genome assembly. NCBI's taxonomy places the organism in Eukaryota, Metazoa, Platyhelminthes, Monogenea, Polystomatidea, Polystomatidae.
AUGGUUGUGUGGUUUGUACCUCGCCCAUUCCUGACACUUGGUUUUCUACCCGCCCACUCCCCCCCCGUCAACUCAGGUGGAAUCGACCAGAUGCGUCAGGCCGUCACUAUGGUGCUCGAUGUGAUCGCGAGCGACACACAAUCGGCCAGUUGUCCCAACAUCACAUACCUCGACGUGCAGGGCCCCGUGGCCAGCAUUUAUCCCACCGGCUCGCCCUACUCCAAUCCCGCGGCGUCCCUGCCCGGCCAAUUGAUGCUGGCCGCCAGUCCUCCGGGACCCGCGGCUGCCGGUCUGAGUCUGGCAUCGACGAACGCGGCCGCGGCUGCGGCGACGGCGACGGCGACGGCGACGGCCACUCUCCUCGCCGCCGGAGCUCAGCCAAUCGACGCCUACGCCUUCCAGAUGGGCCACGGCGGCUCGGCGAUGGGCGCCGCGAUGGCCGCAGCCGCGCAAAUGGCCCUCGCCGUGACCGGACAGAACGCCGCCACCGCGACUGCGUCCACGGCAACUGCCGCCGCCGCUGCCGCCGCUUGGAUGGCGAUCACGGGACAAGCGCACACUCCCUACCUCGCGCUGCCACACCAACUCACCACCGGCCACCUUCUCCACACUCACCAUCAGCAUCAACAUCACCAGCAACAACAACAGCACCAACAGCCGCCUCCGCCGCCGCUGCCGCCACCACCACUGUCCAUAUCGCUUCCACCGCAUCACCAACAUCAGCAUCAGCAUCAGCAUCAACAUCAACACCAACAUCAACACCAGCAGCAGCAACAACAACAAGCCAUCCAAACUGCUCUUCAGUUUGUGUAA